CCCAAAAUUUGUCAAUAUUUAAUGUUUCCUACCGAAUUUCUCCACUUCAGACUGCUUACCUUCCCGAAUUAUAAAGUGAUUAAUUUAGCUGACGAUCUUUAACCAAACCCAUUAAUAUAUCCUUCUCUGAUCGUUAUUUAUUUUCUAACCCUCAUAAUCUCUCCGAUCAUCUUACCUUACACGCCUCCCCUCUUCUGAGAAUUUUCCGGCAAUCGUUUCGUUUCGUAUUUGGUUUGUCUGUUUAUUUUCCCAGAAGAUUUUAUUAUGGGGAAGUCUGGAUUGUUUGAUCUGGAGAGGCACUUCGCCUUCUAUGGCGCUUAUCACAGCAACCCAGUCAACAUUUUCAUCCAUAUUCUAUUUGUGUGGCCGAUUUUCUUCACCAGUCUUAUGUAUUUGUAUUUCACACCUUCAUUCUACACUAUUCCCAAAUCCCCUUGUGGGUUUGACCAUGGCUUGGUAUUGAACUUCGGAUUUCUUUUCACUCUAAUCUAUGCUGCAUCUUAUGUGGUUUUCGAUAAGAAAGCAGGUUCCAUGGCCGCUUUGCUUUGUUUCGUUUGUUGGGUUGGAGCAAGCUUCAUCGCCAACAGACUUGGUUAUUCCCAGACUUGGAAGGUAGUACUGGCGGCUCAGUUGUUCUGUUGGACCAAUCAGUUUAUAGGACAUGGAGUGUUUGAGAAACGAGCACCAGCCUUGUUAGACAAUCUUGCACAAGCUUUUCUAAUGGCUCCAUUCUUUGUAGUUUUGGAGGUUCUUCAAAGUUUAUUCAAAUAUGAACCAUAUCCAGGAUUUAGUGCGAGUGUGCAAGCAAAGAUAAAAGCAGAUAUAGAAGAAUGGAAAGAAAAGAAGAAAAAACUGUCAUAGGUUGAAUUGCCUAGACUUCAGAACUACUCCUGUGUUGGAUUUCCCCUUGUAAAAAUAAUGUUGAAACUAACAACUUCAGUUGAAAAAUCUUUCUGUGAUAUUGUCGUACAUGUUCUGCUUUUCAACCUUGAUUUACCAUUCUAAUAUGAUGUGUAACAGAAUGUAUUAAAAGAAUUAAGAGGACACAGGUGUGAGGACUUACAUGUUAAA
This is a messenger RNA of Benincasa hispida (wax gourd), 1071 nucleotides long. RefSeq names its product ER membrane protein, putative (DUF962). Gene Ontology annotation, biological process: sphingoid catabolic process. Gene Ontology annotation, cellular component: endoplasmic reticulum. The record is from RefSeq and is a predicted model, not a curated record. NCBI's taxonomy places the organism in Eukaryota, Viridiplantae, Streptophyta, Magnoliopsida, Cucurbitales, Cucurbitaceae.